CGCCUUUCUCACGGGAGGAAGAACAACCAGCAGCCAACCUCCUAUUUCUGAAGAGCGACGCCGAAGACGCGCCGCCUGCACUGCGACGGUGCGUCCUCCCUCCACGGCUCCACCACCACCCUCAAUUGGUCCAGCUCUCUAGCUUAAGGAAGAUGGGAAAUCUAUUAGGCUGUAUCCAAGUUGAUCAGUCCACUGUGGCGAUUAAAGAACAUUUUGGUAAGUAUGAGGAUGUGCUAGAGCCAGGAUGCCACUGUGUGCCUUGGUUCCUCGGAAGCCAAGUGGCUGGUCAUCUCUCACUCCGUGUGCAGCAAGUGGAAGUCCGUUGUGAGACCAAGUCCAAGGACAAUGUAUUUGUCAAUGUUGUGGCAUCAAUUCAGUACCGAGCCCUUGCUGGAAAGGCAAAUGAUGCCUUUUAUAAAUUGAGCAACACUAAGGGUCAAAUUCAGGCAUACGUUUUUGAUGUAAUCAGGGCCAGCGUUCCCAAACUCAAUCUUGAUGAUGUUUUUGAGCAAAAAAAUGAUAUCGCCAAGGCUGUUGAAAAUGAACUUGAGAAGGCUAUGUCUGCUUAUGGCUAUGAGAUUGUUCAGACUCUAAUUGUUGAUAUUGAACCGGAUGAGCACGUUAAGAAAGCUAUGAAUGAAAUCAAUGCUGGAAAAAAGAAGAUAUUUUCUUGUCCAAUUUGGCUUUGUGCUACGUUCCUACUUUAUUCUAUGAAUUCAUUGAAGUACCUUGAACUGGUUGUUUUCAAUGGUUGUACAUUGUUAAAGCUUAAAAGCUUACAAUAAGAAUAUCAAGAAAGAAAAUUAACACGCCACUGAUUUUUGGACUCACUUUGAUUAUCUUUUCCCAGCUGCUAGGCUAAGGCUUGCUGCGAAUGAGAAGGCAGAGGCUGAAAAGAUUUUGCAGAUUAAGAGGGCAGAGGGGGAGGCUGAGGCCAAGUACCUCGCGGGGUUAGGUAUUGCUCGCCAACGACAAGCCAUUGUGGAUGGGCUUAGAGAUAGUGUUCUAGGGUUCUCGGUCAACGUCCCGGGAACCUCAGCCAAAGAUGUCAUGGACAUGGUUCUAGUCACCCAGUACUUUGACACAAUGAAGGAAAUCGGUGCUACCAACAAAUCAUCCACCGUCUUCAUCCCUCAUGGGCCCGGAGCAGUUCGUGACGUGGCCUCUCAGAUCCGUGAUGGCCUUCUCCAGGCUUCUCACCGUGACUAACGACCUCUGUAAAUGCUCAUACCUCCACACUUUGUGUUCAUACAAAUGUUUAGCAGAUAGUCUUGAUGGUCUGAUCUUUUGGAGAAUGUACUUAUAUGGUACGGGCCUGGGAAUUGUCUCACAGUUAUUGUGAAUUGUUCUUUGCCAUUUUUAAGUUACCCUUUGAUAGCUAGCUGGGUGCCAAAAAAGUCUUUCUGCUCCU
Cuscuta campestris is the source of this 1411-nucleotide messenger RNA. Lineage: Eukaryota; Viridiplantae; Streptophyta; Magnoliopsida; Solanales; Convolvulaceae. The record is from the annotation of a GenBank genome assembly.